Messenger RNA from Andrographis paniculata, 1663 nucleotides. RefSeq lists its product as uncharacterized. The record is from RefSeq and is a predicted model, not a curated record. The transcript has 4 exons. Lineage: Eukaryota; Viridiplantae; Streptophyta; Magnoliopsida; Lamiales; Acanthaceae. The coding region runs from base 996 to 1559 and encodes 187 amino acids.
AAUGAUCAUAACUCUAAUUGUUUUUGUUGAGAGGAUAUCUUUAUUUAAAUAUUUCCUCACUCAUUAGCGUCCAGGUUUCAAUUGAUGCUUUACUGGGAUGCACGGUAGCAUUCCAGGUGAGAAAUUUCUGUUAAAUAUUUUUACUUCUUUGAUGGACGCUGCUUAUUGCAUAUAGUCUUCUGAAAGGAAAUCGAAAAGCUGCCAAACACCAAGAACCUGCUGAGGCUUCUGGUUGGUGUGAAGCAGCUGCCUGCAUUGCGAAAUAUAUUUUCAGGCUCGUCAUUUGAAGUUCCUCUGUGUGCAACGGAUAUCUAUCUAGGUUAAGUACCCCACCUCUCUUGCUUAAAUUCAGCUGAUAGUUGGAAAUGAAGCUGUGAUGUUGUUGCAAUAACCUUGUCUUGAUUGCUAGGAAGGAGCUGUUAAUAUAUUUAUGUGAUUGAAAGUAUCAAAUGCUUCCAUUUGUACGAAAUAGUAUGAUUGAUUAAUGAUUUUCCUUUUGGUAUGCCAAUUUGAUUUGGUUCUUAUUGUAUAUACCUAUCUGUAAAAAAAUAUUGUUUGAUGGCUUUCAAACUGUAAUACCACAGUAGACUACAGUUAUCUUGGCCAUGAAAUUUUUUUUGAAAUUUCAGGAUGGGUUUGAAGAAAACAAUAAAGAUAUUGAAUUUUCAAUUAUUGUUAUUGUUGUUGCUGCUAUUUCUGUUCCAGAUUUGAUAACCAUAGUUUAGUGAUGACAAUGCAGAAGGAUUCCCAAGCAAACAAACAAGAGAAAGAAAACAAAUUGGGGGAAAAAAAAGGUUCUGAAGAUAUUUUCAAUGGAGCAAAAAAGUAAGCAAAGAAAAGGAUAGAUUCUUGGUGUGGAGUGGAGGUCCCUGGAGCUUCCAAGAUUCUCUUUUCCUAAAUUGAAUUCUUAUCUAAACCAGACAAGAGCAACAACUUCAUCAUUUGAUUGAUGUAAUAAGCCCCCCUCUAUUCAAAAGCUAAGUUAUCUUCUUCUGAUGGAAGGCCACAAGAGCAAUGUUGGGCUUCUUGCAGUUGGUGCUCUCCUGAUGAUAACCCCUCUUGUCUCCACCCCCCAUCGCCUCACUUACCUCUACUUCAUCGUCAACAUCCUCAUCAUAGCUGUAAGUGCCGAUGCUGGCCUCCUCCGGUCCUCCGCCUCAGCCCAUGACAGGAAUCAUGAAGAUGAUGAUGAUGAUGAUGUAAAUGUAGGAGCAGCCGCAAAUAAACUCAACAACGAUAGCAUUGAUGAUUCAAAGAAGAACUCAGGUGAAGUUGAUGAGAUGAAGAAAUCCCCAUCGCCUUCUUCUUCUUCAAUUGACUUUGUUGAAGAAGAGAGUGUAGAAGACGAAAACGGAGAACAACAAGAAGGGGGAGUGGUGAUAUUAGAAGAAGGUGAAUUGGAAUUGGAAUUGUUUGAGAAGGCUGAGAUGUUCAUUGGGAAUUUCUACAAGCAGUUGAGAAUGCAGAGGGACGACGACAAAACUAACUCUGAUCACUCAUUUCAUGCUUCCCCUAGAGUAGGUGGUAAAAAGAACACUGCUGAUCUGAGAGACCUGUAAUUUUCAACACUGCUUUUUGUUUGUUGGAGGGUCACGCCACGCCAUUUCUAAACAACCAAAUUAAAUAAAGCUGGAAACCAUUGCGAUUGUCAUCAUAUAUAUUA